AAGCCGGCUGCUGUCUGGGCUUGGUGGGCGGGGCGGUCGACCUCUCAGGGGUAUCCCGCCGCCUCGGGCUCUGUCUCUCAGAUCUACCAGUGGGCACGGCUGCUGAGCGUGCGAAGUCGUUGUUUUUCCAAGUAGCUCUCUUCCAAGCUCAGUGGUCAGCAUGGCCCGUGGAAAUCAACGAGAACUUGCCCGCCAGAAAAACUUGAAGAAAUCGCAGGAAAUUAGUAAGGGAAAAAGAAAAGAGGAUAGCUUGACUACUUCUCAGAGAAAACAGAGGGACUCUGAGAUCAUGCAACAAAAGCAGAAGGCAGCCAAUGAGAAGAAGUCUAUGCAGACAAGAGAAAAAUGAUGACUAUUUGGAACACUUGGGUGCUACUGCUAACUAGGUGUAUCAUAAGCUCCAUGAUCAAUAUUUUGUAGAGUGAACAGUCAGUACAUAUGUUAUAUCCUUAUGAAAAUAUUCUAAACUUUACCUUUCAGCCUUAGUGUGAUGUUUCAGAAACAUUCUUCAAAGAAUAAAACACUAACCAUGCAUGUGA
Messenger RNA from Phacochoerus africanus (Common warthog), 539 nucleotides. RefSeq names its product small EDRK-rich factor 1B (gene SERF1B). Lineage: Eukaryota; Metazoa; Chordata; Mammalia; Artiodactyla; Suidae. The transcript has 3 exons. The record is from RefSeq and is a predicted model, not a curated record. Bases 161 to 349 code for a protein of 62 amino acids.